CCUGUGAGGUCAGUGAAUCUUGUACGAUAUUGUAAAUGCUCCAAAUCUGUUAAAAUCAGCAGGAUGUAUUUUAAUAUAGAACUUGUCCCUUUUCUUCCCAGAACAGUGAAAAGAAUUAUGUGUGUUGAUUUUUUUAAAGGAGUUGUAAAUAGCUGCAUUGCAUUUUCUCUUGGGUUGAUCAUAUUAUUGAUAAACAGAUUAUGGGAACCAUUCGAACGAGGCUUCUUCUGUGAUGAUGAUAGUAUAAAGUACCCACACCAUGACAGUACGAUUCCCUCCCCUGUCCUGUAUGGGGUUGGCUUCUCAUUUAACAUUGUAUCGUUCAUUCUAAUUGAAGCUGUAUUAUUAAGAAACAGUAAAAAUAGCCGAACUAACAAAAAACCAGAACAGAACAUUGCGCAGACUUACUUCUGUAUAGUGUUCAAUAUUCUGUUACCAUUUCUGUAUGGAGCAGCUGUAGUGCAGUUAGUUACAGAUAUAGCUAAAUACUCGGUCGGAAGACUUCGUCCACAUUUCCUAGCAGUUUGUCAACCAGAUGUAACCAAGUUUAAUUGCACGGACGGUUAUAUAACAGCUGAUGUCUGCACGGGAGACAUGGCACUUAUCAAACAUGCAAGGGUUUCAUUCCCGUCAGGACAUGCAUCUUUCUCCAUGUAUUCUAUGUUAUUUCUCGUGUUUUAUUACCAAGCCAGAUUAAGCUGGAAGAACUUAUUACUUCUAAGGCCAUUACUUCAGUUGAUCGUGUUUUGUCUAGCUUUUUACACAGGACUGUCCCGGAUAUACGAUUAUAAACAUCAUUGGAGUGACGUGCUAGCAGGAAACAUUAUUGGUGUCAUUGUAUCACUUAUAACUGUGUUUACACUGACUGAUCUAUUUAAAGGAAGAAAAUCCUCAGAGGAACAACAGAUAGAUAACAAUGUGAAGUUAGAAUCAAUCCGGGUCAGCAAACCUGUCACCAAAUUAUAAUCAUUAAACCCUCCGUCAGACAACAAUGUGAAGUUAGAAUCAAUCCGGGUCAACAAACCUGUCACCAAAUUAUAAUCAUAAAACUCUCCGUCACACAACAAUGUGAAGUUAGAAUCAAUCCGGGUCAACAAACCUGUCACCAAAUUAUAAUCAUAAAACUCUCCGUCACACAACAAUGUAAAGUUAGAAUCAAUCCGGGUCAACAAACCUGUCACCAAAUUAUAAUCAUAAAACUCUCCGUCACACAACAAUGUGAAGUUAGAAUCAAUCCGGGUCAACAAACCUGUCACCAAAUUAUAAUCAUUAAACCCUCCGUCACACAACAAUGUGAAGUUAGAAUCAAUCCGGGUCAGCAAACCUGUCACCAAAUUGUAAUCAUAAAACCCUCCGUCACACAACAAUGUGAAGUUAGAAUCAAUCCGGGUCAACAAACCUGUCACCAAAUUAUAAUCAUUAAACCCUCCGUCACACAACAAUGUGAAGUUAGAAUCAAUCCGGGUCAACAAACCUGUCACCAAAUUAUAAUCAUAAAACCCUCCGUCACACAACAAUGUGAAGUUAGAAUCAAUCCGGGUCAACAAACCUGUCACCAAAUUAUAAUCAUAAAACUCUCCGUCACACAACAAUGUAAAGUUAGAAUCAAUCCGGGUCAACAAACCUGUCACCAAAUUAUAAUCAUUAAACCCUCCGUCACACAACAAUGUGAAGUUAGAAUCAAUCCGGGUCAACAAACCUGUCACCAAAUUAUAAUCAUAAAACCCUCCGACAAAGAACAGUCAGAUAGAACCAUUUGACUGUCACAAAGUUUUUAUCUUCCAGCACACAAGAGUCAAAUAUAACAAUUAGACAAACCUGUCACAUAGUUUUAAUCAACACAUAACAGACAGAAAUGUGAAUCUAGAAUGAAUUCACAGAUGUGAUUAUCUUAUCCCUUGUGAUCACCUUUAUAAUUGUUAAACAUUGUAAUGUAUCAAUAGAAUAGAGGAAUUUAUACUCUUGUGAACAUGAUGAAAGACGCCUCAAUUUGUUUUAUAUAAAAUCACCUGUUUUGUGCUUAUUCUAGUCAAAUCCCCAGUUGAUGUUGGCUUCUCUUCAAAUACUAUAUCAUUAUUCCUUAGGUAAUAUACAAUGUACUGUAAAUUCAGAUAUUAUUGUGAGUUUUUUAUUAAUUGGAAUUAAGGAACUGGUUGAGUAUGGCAAAAGAACUAGCAUUGUUACAUCUUAUACAAAAAUAUGUAUGCAGAUUUUCCUGAAAUUGCAAUUAUUAAUCUUGCAUUUUUUGUCCAUUUUUAUUUAAAAAUCACAAUAAUUUCUCAAUUUUCAAUAUGGCAGGAUCUAAUAUCAUGUUUGACUGCUAUUUACUCGUAUUUUUUAGCAAAUCAUUAUUUAUUUACUAUAUGUAUAUUUUGAAUCAUUCUAUUCUGUUGUAAACGUACAGACCAAUACUGUAAACCAACUUAUUUUCGCCAGCAAUUUAUUUUCGCGACAUUCGCGAGUAGAAAUAUAAUGCGAAUAUAAAUCGUCGCGAAUAUGUUAAACUUGGAUCUUUACUUAAGAAAUUACAUCAAGUAGAUAAGAAAAUUGCGAAAUUGAAUAGCUGCGAAGUUGACUAGAAAUCGUAAAACGCGAACUAAAGUAUUGCUUUACAGUAAUGGCUGACACUUAGUAUAAAACUCAGACUUUGUGAUUUUUCUAUAAAUAUUGUUCUAAUGUACAUUUAUCAUGAUUAUGAAUUUGUAAAAGUUGAUAUUUUUGCUUUUCUUUAAAUGGAACAUUUAAUCAUAAUUCUAAAACAAGAUAUAUAUAGUUUUGAUUGAUAUUAUAAUCACAAAGAUUUGUAUGUAAUUUUAUUAAAAGACGUGUAUGUAAAGGCUACAUCAUGUUUAUUUCAUGGCUGUCAGACCAUCAAAUCUACAAAAAAAAAUAAUUGACCACAAAAUUUGUUUAAGGAUGUUUGCUCCUCCAUUUUAGGAUUUUUGACAGAUUUUCGAAAUCCUCUGGUUGUAUCCAUGUAUUGCCAUUAAAAAAAUUGGCCCACUAACCCCUACUUUUCUUUUUAUAAUUUUAUAACCUUAAGUAUGAAAAGCCACAUUUUAAAAUUUUAUAGAAUUUUUGUUAUUUUUUCAUAGUUUUUGAAGCAGAUAAGGUGCCAAUGUUAAAUAUAUGAAAAAUCUAGAGAGAAUUAUUUCCCGCCAAAUUUUCAAUGGCUUAUAUCUCGAAAACGAGCACUCGAACCCCCCAUUUUUUUCUUCUUUUCUAAUUUCUUUAUCUAUAUGCUAUUUAUUCAUAACAGUCUUUUAAAAAGCUUGUUAUUUUUAAAUAGAGUAGCGAACAUCCUUAAUGGCUAAUAUCUCAAAAAUAAGGACACUGAACAAAAAUCUUUUUUCUGAUAUUUGAGUUCUGUUAUUUUUGUACAAUAUAUUAUGAUUAUAUUUUAGUCUUCUAAAAAUCUUGUUAUUUAUUACAAUGUACUACCAGUUUAUUACAGUCUUUAAACAUAUUCCACCUUACAAUAAUUUAAACAACAUAUAUCUAAAAAUCUUGUUUUUUCUGAUAUUUAAGUUCGGUUAUUUUUGUAACAUCAUUAUAUAUUAGUCUUUUAAAAAUCUUGUUCUUUUUGUAUUUAUUAGUUGCUAUCAAUUUAUUUCAUUAAAAGCUUGUUAAUAACUGAGUAUCAAACAUCCUUUAUGUAGUAUUUUUUAUUAUUCCCCUUUAUCUCUUGUAUUGUUUUUUGUCAUUUGGAUAUGUUCUCACUGACUUACACCUCACUUUCAUUCAUUGGAACAAAUUAAAAUCUGAAUAUCUAUAAAUACAUUUUUAUGUCUUAUUAUAUUGACCAUAUCUCAAAACACUCUAAUUUUAACAGGUGUUAUUUUGUAUUUUCAAUAUUUUUAAUUGUUUUGUUUUGACAAUAGUUAUUAUUUUUUUGGAAAAUAUUCUGCUUAACCUUAGUUUAAUACAUAAUGGGUGAGAGAUUCUUUAUGUCAAUAGAUGAUUCAACUAUGUUCAAUUCAGAAAUGAUUAGUUCAAAUUAGGCCAUAAAAAAGAAUAGCCCAAACCCUACCUACCCAGAAAAAAGCUGCCUACUCAAAUUCUUUUAUUGUCCUGAUUUGAAGAAGUUUUUUUUAAUCAGAUAGGCAUGAAGACUAAUAAACACCCAAUACUUAAAUUUUCUUUAAAAAAAAAAAAAAAAUGCCUACCUACCUACUGUCUCAACCUUUGGGUAGGGUUUGGGCAAACCAAAAUAUUUUUAAUUGUGGCCUUAUGUGAAUGGGAGUGUAUUGCAAAAAUAAGAACUCACAUUCUGAUAUCUGAUACAUUUCCUGACAUUAUAUUUAAUCUCUACUUUUAGUUUGUCAAAAUCUCAAUGAUAAACAGGCUUAUUCAGGGUUUUUUCAGCCCCCCCCCCUCUUUUAGGGAAAAACUGGUUUAUAAUGUAGGGAAUCAAUGAGUCAUGACUGGAGCAGGCCCCCUCUUAGCCUAAGUGUCUUAGGCAGUCUUUAAGCUCCCUCUUAUGAUAAUUUCUGGAUACCUCAUCAAAGAUAAAUGUUUGCACUAAUUCUCUGAGUUUACAGAAUUAAGGUGGUACCUAACACUACAGGGAGAUAACUCUGUAAAACCAGUGAAACGUUUUAAUUACGAUGUGUUGUAAAGGGAAUAAUAAGCUUCUCGAAAAUCAAAAUUGGUGUUUGUCAAACUGCUAUAUAACCAGUGUAAUUUUUCUGAUAAAAUGGUUGGUUCAAAUUUUUUAGAAUUUUUAUGUUUUUGUCAAAAGGUCAAAGUAAAUACUUUGUCAAAAUUUAAAGAAAAUUAAAAGAGCCAAAUUGAUUUGAGUUGGGUACCACCUUAAAGAGAAUAUUGACAAUCUGGCCAUUGUUAAAUGUCUCUGCUCUAAGUUAAAGAUUCUUCUUUUAACUCUUGUUUAACACUUAUUUAUGUUACUCUGUAUAUACAAGGAUAACAGAAUUAUUUACCUUAAUGUUUUAUUCAAUACCGGUAUAUUUUAUAAUUUAAAAUUUUAAACAUUCUUGUAAUAGAAUUGUUAUUUUAUUUUUUGUGAUAAUUAAUUUAUGUUAUUUUUGAAAUAAAUGUUGAUGUUU
Mytilus trossulus (common blue mussel) is the source of this 5066-nucleotide messenger RNA. RefSeq names its product phospholipid phosphatase 1-like. Gene Ontology annotation, cellular component: plasma membrane. The transcript is spliced from 6 exons. Gene Ontology annotation, molecular function: phosphatidate phosphatase activity. The record is from RefSeq and is a predicted model, not a curated record. Gene Ontology annotation, biological process: signal transduction; phospholipid metabolic process; phospholipid dephosphorylation. Bases 64 to 966 code for a protein of 300 amino acids. NCBI's taxonomy places the organism in Eukaryota, Metazoa, Mollusca, Bivalvia, Mytilida, Mytilidae.